Messenger RNA from Aureobasidium uvarum, 1044 nucleotides. The record is from the annotation of a GenBank genome assembly. NCBI's taxonomy places the organism in Eukaryota, Fungi, Ascomycota, Dothideomycetes, Dothideales, Saccotheciaceae.
UUGACUUCGACAAAGCGAUUGUUUGAGUAUAAAUGCGGAGUUGAAGCAGAGCUACUGUACCGAUACAAACCUGGUGGCUACCAUCCAGUCCAUUUGGGUGAUGUCUUUGCAGGAGGAAGAUACAAAGUUCUUCACAAACUGGGCCAUGGAGCUUUCUCAACCACUUGGAUCGCACGAGAUUCUAAGCUGAGCAUCAAUGUGGCGUUGAAAGUCAAAGUGGCAUCAGCUUCGUCCUCAGGAAACCGAGAGCGGUUGGUUUUUCAGUUUCUUUCGAGGUCUGGAUCUGGCUCGCAGUCAGGCCAAAUACACAUCAUGCAGUCGCUGGAUGAGUUUCGGCAUAAUGGACCAAACGGUGCACAUGAUUGCCUGAUCUUCGAACUACUCGAUUCCGGUGUCGCUAGUGUGGUGGAGAGACGGCCUAUCGAAAACAGACUCCCAGGACAUAGCGCGAAAAAGGCUUGCAAGGAGCUUUGUCUCGCAUUAGAAGCUUUACACGAGCAAGGAAUCGGUCAUGGAGGCAAUCUUGCAUUUGCGGUGCCUCAACUUCGACACCUUCCGGAGGACGAGCUGUUCGAAAAAUAUGGCCAUCCCAGGACAGGUGCGGUCAGUCGUGCUGAUGGUAGCCCAAUCGAGUCCGGGGUGCCAGAAUACUUAGUAUGGCCUGCUCGCUUCCCCAUGCGCGACCUAGCUCUUGAAGAGCUUUCAAUAAAACUCAUCGACUUCGGAGAGUCAUUCUUUCCACAUGAUAAGCCGAAGACGCUACACACUCCCAUAGCAGUAAGAGCUCCUGAAAUAUUAUUCGAGGAUGAGUACGAUCUCCGAGCGGACCUUUGGACUCUUGGUUGUACGGUAGGUCGACAAGGCAUCAUUAUCAGUAGACUUUUGUUCUCAUUCACAACGCAGAUGUUCGAGUUAGUCGUCGGAUACCCACCAUGUAGUGGUAUCAUGGCAAAGAAGGAAGACAUACUCCAGCAAAUAGCUGAUCUGAUUGGGGAACCACCAGAGAGAUGGCAACCCAGGUGGAAGGCGAUGUCAAAGUGGGGU